AUGUCAGAACCAUCAAUAAAGUUAAGAACAGCUAAAGAUUCGCUGGUUUCUUCACUUUUUGAACUAUCAAAAGCUGCUAAUCAAACAGCAUCCUGUAUAGUGGACUUCUAUCAUGUUAUAGGUGAAGAUGAAGAAGAGAAAAUAGAAGCCUUCACAACAUUGACUGAGGCUCUCCAAAAAUUGACAUCUGCCAGUAAUCAGCUACAUGGUGUUAGUACUGAGUUAAGUAAUCCUUUGGAUGAUGAUAAGGAUACCAUUCCUCCCUCUCCUGCUAAGCCUCAGGCAAAGAAGAAACAAGAACGCGAUCCUAACGCCCCUAAGAAGCCUCUGACUGUUUUCUUCGCUUAUUCCGCAUAUGUUCGACAAGCGUUGCGUGAGGAAAGGCAAAGAGCAGGGCUGCCACCAUUAUCUUCUACUGAGAUUACCCAGGAAAUCUCCAAAAAAUGGAAGGAAUUAAGCGACACUGAAAAGGAUAAGUGGAAACAGGCUUAUACCUCUGAGUUAGCCAAUUACCAAAGGGAAAAACAGAAAUACCUAGAAGCCAAAAAGAAUGGUAUUCUUCCAGUUUUUGAUGGACCCAGCUCUGCCCCAGUUCCAAUUCCGCAUUAUUUGCAGAGUGGUAUUGAGGAAUUUGAUCCUCCCAAAGAGAAAAGGAGUUAUGAAGAAGAAGUGUUGAGUUCCUCGGAUAAAAAGAAGAAGAAAAAGAAGAAGGACAAGAAGAAGGACAAGGUAAGAAGUGUUGGUGCUGAAACUUAA
This is a messenger RNA of Eremothecium sinecaudum, 756 nucleotides long. RefSeq names its product Hmo1p (gene HMO1). The transcript is spliced from 2 exons. Gene Ontology annotation, biological process: regulation of gene expression. Gene Ontology annotation, cellular component: nucleus. NCBI's taxonomy places the organism in Eukaryota, Fungi, Ascomycota, Saccharomycetes, Saccharomycetales, Saccharomycetaceae. The record is from RefSeq and is a predicted model, not a curated record. The coding region runs from base 1 to 756 and encodes 251 amino acids.